Messenger RNA from Cherax quadricarinatus, 1676 nucleotides. It is a transcript of the gene icln, whose product is annotated as chloride nucleotide-sensitive channel icln. Gene Ontology annotation, biological process: mRNA cis splicing, via spliceosome; cell volume homeostasis; spliceosomal snRNP assembly. The record is from RefSeq and is a predicted model, not a curated record. Gene Ontology annotation, cellular component: pICln-Sm protein complex; plasma membrane; cytosol. Lineage: Eukaryota; Metazoa; Arthropoda; Malacostraca; Decapoda; Parastacidae.
CAGUAUGCUCUCCUACUAGUGUUUCUCCCCACCACCACAACAUUGGCAGCACGCGGGUCUUCUUUCUCCCUCUCUCCUCAACUCACAACCGCAGACACUGUCUAAAAUAACGAAGUGUUAGAUUGAAUUGGACUUUGUUGUGUGAAUGAUGUUGCUGCCAGAUCUGCCACCUCCCGUGGAAGGUAUCCGCCACCUGCAGCGGGACACUCAGGCCUUCAUGAACCAGAGGGAACUGGGAUCAGGGACCCUCUAUAUCGCUGAGAGCCGGGUAUCUUGGGCCAAAGAUGGUGUGAAUGAAGGUUUUUCUCUGCAAUAUCCUCACAUUGCCAUUCAUGCUAUCAGCAGAGAUGUAUCAAGCUUUGCCCAUCCAUGCCUCUAUCUCAUGGUUGAUGCCAAGUUGGAUUCUUCAGCGGCCAAUGCAUUGAAUGAUGGAGAUUCUGACUCUGAUGGUGAAGACGAUGAAUCGGCCAUGACUGAGGUUCGGUUUGUACCAUCUGACCAUGUCUCGCUGGAGCCCAUGUACAAGGCCCUCAAUGACUGUCAGCUUCUCCACCCAGAUCCAGAGGAUCAGCAGUCAGAUGAAAAUGUUGGAGAAGAUGAUGAUGAUGAAGAUGAAGGAGAGUAUGAAGUGAGUGAAAAUGGAUAUCAUAUGCCUAGUUCCUCUGAAGACAACCUGGAAGGUGCAGGCCCGGAGUCUGUAGUACCUGAUGGAAGUGUUGCAAGUAAUGAAGUGAGGAAUGGAGACAUGGAUGGCGAGGAAGCCAUGGAAACUGGGCAGUUUGAUGAUGCAGACCCAUAAAAAAAAAGGGGGAUUUUUUUUUUUUAAAUACAUUUGUCUACUUUUUUAAUAUUGUAACUGGCAAAAUUGAUAGCAUGCAUGAUCAAGGAAUAUGUGACCAGAAUUAAUUAAAAUCUUGUGUAAAGUGAGCCAAGUGAAAACAUGUUCAGUAACAUAAUGUACUGUUUGCACAAUGAAUGUUCAACCAACCAGGAUUUGAUUUUGAUAGACAAACUUAGUUUGAUUUAAAAAUUAGUAUUUGUAAAAAGGGAAUUCCUUUAUUUUAUUGUAUAUAGUACACUGUGUAUUUAAAAGACACUAAAAGCUUUGUACUUAAGAAAAUACUUGAGGUUCAGUUAUAUUUAGGUAAUCAGUAUACCAAUUCAUUUCCUUGCAGAUUCUCCAUUCAGCUGCUUAACUGAAGCAGACUCCUGCAUGCACCAUAGUUCUUUGUAAUGUUUUUUAUAUUAAGGCUAUACCAUGAGAAAUUUUGUCAUUGGGGCAUUGAGUCCUGCAGUUAAUUUGCCAUGAGGUUAGUUUUGCUUCUUAAAAUAUAUUUAAAAAAGUUACCCAUAAUGUAUAUCAAAGUGAUUUGUUAAUAAUGUUUGUUGUACAUUCAUGCAGUACCCAAAUGUCUUGGUUAAUUGAACAAAUAAGUCAUGAUGACCUUUCAGUUCUGUUGAUAGACCUCGUAUAUUUUUUAUGAUUCAAAAUGCUUGUCAUUUUAUUUCCUUUGGGGUACACAAAUUACAAUGUCUGAUUUCAUCAGGUAAAGUCAUGUAUUUGUAAUUGACUAUAAACCCUUUAUUGAAUAUAAUAUUGAGUGACAAAAAUAAAUAACUUAUUUUAAUUUUUAUUUUCAUAGCCAGGCACCAUCUAAUAAACAGGAAUUUGUUAA